AUGGCCAAGCGCCUCUUUACUACUCCUACGUUGCUUCGCUGUCCUCCUGCUUGCCCUCGGACAGUGGCUGCGUCGAUGGAGGUUCUCUCGUUCCGGGCCACCGCUCGCCGUCCCAGUCUGCGCCAUUUUUCGUCCAAAUCAUGGCGUCAAUACAACAAGGACAACCAUGAAAGCAAUGAACACAACAGAGGUGGAUUCGGCUCGCGGUUGCGCUUUGCCCUGCGCAACACCAAAGUCGAAUGGUACCCCAUUCCCGUCGGACUGGGUAUCGGCCUGCUAGGCCUGCUGAGUUUCUACAAGUCACAGCGUGCGGAGCGUGAUCGCCUAGCCCGCGAGGCCGCCGGAGAUGAAUGGGAGGAGGGCACACGACCCCCUCGCCGUCCAAGGAUCUCGCUCUCUGGUCCCUGGCACGUCCAGAUCAUGUCUACUCUGCCCCUGAAAGCCAUGUCGCGAGUGUGGGGUCGCUUCAACGAAAUCGAACUGCCUUACUACUUCCGCGUGCCUGGAUUCAAGCUCUACUCUUGGGUCUUCGGCGUCAACCUUGAGGAGGUAGCUGAGCCCGACCUGCACACGUACCCCAACCUGGCCGCAUUCUUCUAUCGCAAACUGAAACCCGGCGUCCGACCACUGGACCCCAACCCGCACGCACUCCUGGCACCCUCCGACGGUCGAAUCCUGCAAUUCGGUACGAUUGAACGGGGUGAGGUCGAGCAGGUCAAGGGAAUGACAUACAGUCUGGAUGCGCUGCUGGGCUCUGCCACGCCUGAAAACGCCGAUCACUCUAACCGGCUGGCUGACAAGGGCGAGGCGGAAACACAAAAGGAUGUUGAGAAUAUGUCUGCUCACGAGGAGUUUGCGCGUAUGAACGGCAUUUCAUACACACUUCCAACUCUACUCUCAGGUGAGACCGAUGCGCCCAAACGCCCUGCGUCAUUGGAUGCCUCAACUGCAUCCAAGGCUACCUCGGAAAUCCAGGUGCAGGAAGAGCUUGCUCGCGGCGAUGGAACACCGUGGUACGCACCCAAAACCGCGGCCAACCAUGCCUUGUUCUACGUCGUUAUCUACCUUGCCCCAGGUGACUACCAUCGCUUCCACUCCCCAGCUCCCUGGGUGGUUGAGAGCCGUCGCCACUUCGCCGGCGAGCUGUACUCUGUGUCGCCAUACCUCCAGAAGCACCUACCCGGAUUGUUCACGCUCAACGAGCGAGUGGCCCUCCUCGGGCGGUGGCGAUGGGGAUUCUUCAGUUACACACCGGUCGGAGCUACCAACGUAGGCUCGAUCAAAAUCAACUUUGACUCGGAACUACGCACAAAUAGCCUUUUGACGGAUACCGCGGCGGACUUGGCAGCGGCCUUGGCUUCCAAGCGGGGUGAACAAUAUCCCGGAUUUGUCGAGGCGACUUAUCGCCACGCUAGCCGCACCCUUGGCGGACACCCCCUACAGCGCGGAGAGGAGAUGGGUGGAUUCCAGCUCGGCAGCUCCAUUGUGCUCGUGUUCGAAGCUCCCCUGGGAACCCGUAAGUCUGUCGAUGCCGGCUGGCCGGACGAUGCACCAAACGAUGGCUGGACUUGGAAUAUUGAAAAGGGACAGCGCAUCAAGGUUGGAGAGAAGUUGGGUUCUGUGGGUGACGCGUGA
Messenger RNA from Penicillium brevicompactum, 1635 nucleotides. Its product is annotated as phosphatidylserine decarboxylase 1. Lineage: Eukaryota; Fungi; Ascomycota; Eurotiomycetes; Eurotiales; Aspergillaceae. Bases 1 to 1635 code for a protein of 544 amino acids. Gene Ontology annotation, cellular component: mitochondrion. The record is from RefSeq and is a predicted model, not a curated record. The transcript has a single exon. Gene Ontology annotation, biological process: phosphatidylethanolamine biosynthetic process. Gene Ontology annotation, molecular function: phosphatidylserine decarboxylase activity.